This is a messenger RNA of Monomorium pharaonis (pharaoh ant), 3047 nucleotides long. RefSeq names its product nucleolar protein dao-5 (gene Nopp140). The transcript is spliced from 4 exons. Lineage: Eukaryota; Metazoa; Arthropoda; Insecta; Hymenoptera; Formicidae. The record is from RefSeq and is a predicted model, not a curated record. The coding region runs from base 113 to 2095 and encodes 660 amino acids. Gene Ontology annotation, cellular component: nucleolus; nucleoplasm.
GCAGCGCCGCGGAUCAUUGACGAGCAUCAAAGGCAUCAAAGCCGGCACGGGAGGAAGCGAUAUUCGUCGGAUUCGUUGAGUUCAUUUACGAUUAUCUUACAUAUUCGGCAUCAUGGUUAAUAUGGAGGAAUUGUUCGUUUCUGGCCUCGUAUACAACUAUUUGUUGAAGAAAGAUGCGUCGUUGGCAACGGUAUUCCAAAAGAAGACGAAAGCGCCUUCCCUGCCAAAAGGAAGCCCGACGAUGAUGGAAGUAUUCAGAUAUUUUCAGAAGAACUCUUCCAAAAAAGUAACCGUCGUUUCGCAGAAUAAAAAAAGUAGCUCGGAUUCAAGCUCAGAAAGUGAAGAAGAAACAGAAGAAAACGUUUCGCAGGUCAAUGGUAAAGAUUCCAAAGUUGCGAUGGUGCCUCUGAAAAAGGUAACAGAAUCCUCCGAGGAGGAUUCUUCCAGCGAAGAUGAAACACAAGCUAAAAAAGUAGCAAAAGUACCAAACAAAGGGAAAACACAAGCCAAGGUUGCGAAGAAAGAAGAGAGUUCAGAUGAAAGUUCAGAUUCUGAUGAAUCACCAAACAUUCAACCAAAAACUGCACAAAAAGCAGUAACGAAUGACGAAAUGAAAUCUUUAGGAUCAGAUUUCAAGAAGGCAGCGAAAGCAGUUUUAAAAGCAGUUCAAUCGUCAGAGAAAAAAUCAUCUGAAUCAUCUAGCGAUUCAUCCUCCAGUGAUUCAUCUUCUAAAAAUAAAAUAGUAAGUCUACAACAGAUUACUCAAAAGUCAUCUACAAUCAAGACGUCCACACCAAAACCACCUCAAAAAUUACAAAAACAGACGAAACCGCCGGUAACAGCUGCAAAGCCAUCAAAAUCAUCGAGCGAAGAUAGUAGCGAUGAGGAGGAGGAGGAAACAACAAAACCAGCUCCUAGUAAAUCAGUGCCAGCAAAGCAAACUGCCAUGGACAUAUCUUCGAGUGACGACAGCAGUGAGGAGGAGGAGCAGUCUGCUAAGAAACCAAUUUCCACACCUGCUGCUAAGAAACCAACUCCAGUAGCUGCUGCCAAGAAGAAGGAAUCUUCCUCGAGCGAAGAAGAGAGCAGCGAAGACGAACCUGAAACAGUUCCAACUAAAGCUGUAGCUGCUUUGAAGUCGCAAAGCCAGAAUAAACCGACGCCAGCAAAAGCAGUUAAAAAAUCAGAAUCGUCAUCGAGCGAUGAUGACAGUAGUGAUGAGAAUGAGAAAGAAACUCCGAAGAAAGCAGUUCUCAAUAAAACACCAGUAAAAUCGACCACCAAGAAAGAAUCUUCGAGCGAAGAGGACAGUAGCGAGGAAGAAGAACCUGUUAAGAAACCAGUCGCGGCAGUUGCAACUAAGAAAUCAGCUCCAGUAGCUGCUAAGAAAAAAAAAUCUUCCUCAAGCGAAGAAGAAAGCAGUGAAGAUGAAUCUCCUGCCGCGAAGCCAGUUCCUGCUAAGCAAAACAUUACUAACAAAGUUAGUUCUGCAAAAAAAGAAGAGUCAUCAAGUGAGGAUUCGGACGAUGAAUCCGAGGAAGAGAAACCAGCGACAAAGACAGUAACGAAAGUAGCAACCAGUAAAACAUUGAAGAAGCAGGAGGAAUCUUCCAGUGAAGAUUCAGAGGAUGAAGCACCGACGAAAGCACCAGCCAAGCCGACGACCAAAAAAGAAUCCUCAAACGAAUCUGAUUCAGACUCCGAGAAUGCCAGCGAGAAAGCAAAAGUUCAGACGUCAGCUGUGGGACAAAAAAGGAAACACACCAAUGAUGAGGAGAAAACACCUGCAAAAGUUGCAAAAAAUAAUUAUGGCAACUUUGUAAAAGCUAAUGAUAGCAUGAAUGGAAAUAGGCCACAGAAAAAUCGUACGUUUCAACGUGUGAGAACCGAAGAGAUCAAAUUGGAUCCUAAGUUGGCUAAUAAUUCCUUCGAAGCAAAGAAAGGUGCGCGAGGUUCCUGGGGCGAACGCGCUAAUGAGACACUAAAAUUUACGAAAGGCAAGAGAUUCCGACACGAAAAGCAAAAGAAGAAGCGUGGUUCUUAUCGCGGCGGGCACAUAGAUACAAGAGUUAAUUCCAUUAAAUUCGACAAUUAAACAAUUAUACAUUGUAAUUUUUUUGAAUUAUUUAAAUUAAUAAGAUAAGUUUAAUAUUGACUUAUACUGUUAAUUAAAAUAUAUGUCAGCUGUCCAGUAUUUUAAAAAUAAAAAUGAGAUUACAAGUUUGGUUGGAUGUUCACUGAUAUUGUAUAAUUAAACCCACAUGUAAUUAUUAAUUUAUGUAAAUCAAAUUAUAAUGGAAUUUUAUAAAAGAAAAAUAAAACAUUUUGCAUAAAUUAGCAUACUUAACAGAAUAUAUGUACAAUAUUUUUUAUUUAACUAAGUAUUUUUUUUUAUAUUACGUGACUACAUACUAAGGACUAUAUUUUGAGUCUGUAUCAUUGUGCGUGCAACCAAACUUUAUAUUAGAGACAAUUCACUUUUGUUGGAUACGCUGUUACCGAACAGUAUAUACUUGGCAAAACUUUGUUUCCUAUUUUUGCAGUUACUGAUGUUUACAACAUAAUUUUCUGUAUGUGUAUGCUGUUAAUCUUAUCAAAGACAAUUUACAAACUGUCAUGCUUGUUAGCAACACGACAAUGUUUUAAAUACAUUAUAAAUUACAUUAUAAUUAACAUUAGUACAUUUUUUUUAUAAUAAUUAAGAUAGUAAUAAGUUUUACAGAAUUUAUUUUUUCUACAAUAAUUAAUUAAAACAUAGAUGUUGCUAUUCGGAUUAGUCUCCAUUAUUUACGACUCUCAUCAAAAAUAUAAAAAAUUAUUAAAUAAUAAUAGCAUGAACUACGUUUACUCGCCGUUUAUUAAUCAUUUAAUGACAUCCAUAGUUAUAAUUACUGUUGUCAAAUAUAUAAACACUAGUUAAAUCCGACUUGUAUAAAACCGGAAUUAAUAACGAGCGUUCAUAUACGACAUUUUACUGCAUCAUUACUAUAACUACAGAUAUUACUAUACCCAAUUAAUGGUAACAUAAAUACAUAAUUUAUGUCUAA